Trichoplusia ni (cabbage looper) is the source of this 1803-nucleotide messenger RNA. RefSeq lists its product as uncharacterized. NCBI's taxonomy places the organism in Eukaryota, Metazoa, Arthropoda, Insecta, Lepidoptera, Noctuidae. The record is from RefSeq and is a predicted model, not a curated record. Bases 1 to 1803 code for a protein of 600 amino acids. The transcript has a single exon.
AUGACAGACAUUCUAUUAGCUACAGCUCAAGUUAAUGUUUUGGGAGUUGACGGGACCUACAAAACUAUGAGAGCCCUUAUUGACCAAGGGUCUCAAACCUCCAUUAUUUCGGAAAAUGCAGCACAACAACUUGGAAUUCAUCGCCGAAGGUGCAAAGGUUCCAUCUUCGGUAUUGGAGCGAAAGAAAGUAACUGUAAAGGAGUAAUGACAAUUACCAUAGCAUCAAAACAUAAUGAGUUUACUAUGAAUAUUGAUGUAUUAAUAAUGAAAACCCUUAUCAAUAAGCUACCAAACCAAUCUUUCACCAAACCAUCCUGGCAGUUCCUCGAAAAUAUACAAUUCGCAGACCCUGAAUUCAACCAAAGCCGCCCUGUCGACCUAUUACUGGGUGCAGAGGUGUAUUCUGAAAUUAUCCUACACGGCAUUAUAAAGGAAGAUCAGUCACUACCCAUCGCACAACAGACGCAAUUAGGAUGGAUCUUAUGUGGUAACGUGAGAUCGUACUACUGUAACGUGGUUUUGAACAACUGUGACGAUAUAAAAAGGUUUUGGGAAAUAGAAGAUUUGACAGAACAACCGGAUAACCAGUCUAGAGAAGAUUUAUACUGCAUACAACAGUAUCAAACGGAAACCAAACGUCAACCAGACGGCCGUUAUGUCGUAAGAUUGCCAAUGAAACCGGAAGUAAAGGAACUAUUGGGGGAAUCUAAGUCAAAGGCUAUAGCUCAAUUUCACCAAUUAGAAAGAAAAUUUGGAAAAAAUAGCCAAAUAGCAGCUGAUUACAAGCAAUUCAUGAACGAAUAUUUUAACCUUGGUCACAUGAAAUUAAGUCAUAAUAACCAACCAAUAGAGUACUUUUUACCACACCACUGUGUAAUACGCAGCGAAUCAACAACGUCUGCAAUACGAGUUGUAUUCAACGGGUCAGCGAAAACAUCUACUGGACAUAGUGUAAAUGACCUCAUGUACAGCGGACCGAACUUGCAACUAGACUUAUUAUCUGUUAUUAUAAAAUGGAGACAGUACAAAGUAGGUUAUGUAGCAGAUGCUGAGAAGAUGUUUCGGCAGAUUAAUUUGAAUGAAGAGGACCAGCAGUACCAGAAAAUCAUAUGGAGAGACUCUCCGAACAAUCCUUUAAGUCAAUACCAAUUAACCACUGUUACCUAUGGAACCAAAGCGGCACCAUUUUUAGCACUGAUGACUAUGAAGCAGUUAGAUAAAGAUAAGACAGAAGCAGCGAAGGUUCUGGAAAAUAAUCUGUACAUGGAUGACGUUUUGCAUGGUCAGCACAAUCUCGAAUCUGCAAAAAAGAUUAAGGGUCAACUAAUCGAAUUAUUUAAUGCCGGUGGGUUUAAUCUGCGUAAGUGGAAAUCAAAUGAGACUGACCACGCAGACAUUCGUUGGGAAUUAAAAACGAUCGGUGAUAAAAUCGAUCAAGUAAAGAAUAACACCAAACCAAAUCUAGAAGAUGAAGAAUCUUUCAACUACCACGAUGUUCACCACUACAUCGCGAUUUAUGUACUUGCUGGAGCUAUUCUAUUAACAUGUUUGGCGUACGGAGUGCGGAGGAUCCGCGCACGAGUACAGCCGCGCGCAGAAGCGCUGCCACCGCCCCAACCGCAACCGAGAACACGCCAUAUAGCUGACCACCAGUAUCAUAGUGAAAAUAAUCCGUGUUUUAGUGUUAGUGAUGAAUACAAUAGCGUGAAUAACCAUCCUAGUACGAGUGCGACGAACCAUUUAUAUGCCCGAGUGAAUAAAGUGAAACACCCAAACUCAUUCAGUUUUGGUGUAGUGGAAUAG